CGGUGGUUUAUCGAUUAGUCGGGUCUGUCAGACUGAACUGUCGAUGAGGGAAAACUCGAUGCCGAUGCGGAAGUGGGUCUGUCGCUGAUCAUUUGGAUAAAUGCACAAGAGAAAACAACCAAAUGAAAAUGUAAAAGAGCAUUGUUGUGGUGUCCAGCUGGAAUCAUCAUGUCCUCCGCUGGUCCAUCUCUGUCGCACCCUCGGCGCUCCGCGGCGGGAGCUGAGGCCGGGGCGGCGAGCGAUCGUGGGAUUUUCUCCUCGGACAGACACGCUGGGCUCCUGCUAGCUCAGAUGAACAAAAUGCGCCAGCAGUCUGACUUCUGCGACGUGCGGCUGCUGGUAGGCGGAAGGGUGUUCGGGGUCCAUAAGCUGGUGCUGGCUGCCAGCGGCCCGUACUUCGCUGCUCUGUUCUCUGGAGCUAUGAGCGAAGCCCAUGAGGAGGAGGUUCGCAUUGUUGGAGUGGAAGCUGACGUCUUUGAAAUUCUCCUAGAAUUUAUUUACACUGGCUCUAUUGACGUGACGGUGGACACUGUGCAGGAGCUGAUGGUGGCUGCAGACAUGCUGCAGUUGAGUGAGGUGGUGGAUAUAUGUGGAGAAUUCCUGCGGGCUCAUAUGGACCCAUCCAACUGUGUGGGGAUCUAUCGCUUUUUGGAGCAGAUCGCCUGUAUGGAGCUGCUACAGUUCACUGAAGACUACAUCCAUGUCCACUUUCUAGAGGUGUGUGCCUCAGAAGAGUUCUCGAGCUUGUCUAAAGAUCAGCUGGUGAAGCUGCUCCGCAGUGAGGAGCUCAGGAUCGAAGACGAGUAUCAGGUGUUCACGGCUGCUAUGGACUGGCUGCACCACGACGUGCCGCACAGGAAGAAGCAUGUGGUGGAAGUUCUGGAACCGGUGCGCUUCCCGCUGCUGUCUCCACAGAGACUCUACAAGUACAUCGAGGGUGAGAGAGAUGCUGUGUUUCACUUUAGUGCUCCUCACCGCUCAAGACUCAUAGGAGAAAAGGACUCCAUGAUUUUCGACUGCACGGAGCGGUACGACCCAGUGACCAAGCAGUGGGCGGCAGUGGCGUCUCUGAACUAUCCACGCUGUGGGGUUGGAGUUUAUUCCUGUCAUGGAGCUCUUUACGCACUUGGUGGCUGGAUUGGCUCAGAAAUCGGGAAGACCAUGGAACGAUAUGACCCAGAAGAAAAUAAAUGGGAGGUUAUUGGGAGCAUGGCUGUUCCUCGAUAUUAUUUUGGCUGCUGUGAGCUGCAAGGCUUCAUCUAUGUGAUUGGUGGCAUCAGUGAUGAGGGUACGGAGCUGCGCUCGGCUGAGGUUUACGACCCCAUCUCUCGCCGCUGGAGCGCCCUGCCGGUCAUGGUGACCCGACGGGCGUACGUGGGUGUAGCUAGCCUCAAUAACUGCAUCUACGCUGUAGGAGGCUGGAACGAGGCUCUGGGAUCAUUGGACACAGUGGAGAAGUACUGCCUGGAGGAGGAGAAGUGGGUGGAGGUGGCGUCGAUGGCUGUCCCGCGCGCUGGGGUAACGGUUGCAGCCGUUAAUGGUUUGUUGUAUGCGGUGGGAGGUCGGACCUCUAGCCGGGACUUUUCAGCGCCGGUCACUGUCGACUCGGUCGAAAUCUACGACCCCCAUCUGGACACAUGGACAGAGAUCGGUAACAUGAUCACCAGCCGCUGUGAUGGAGGUGUAGCUGUGCUCUGAUAGGCCACAUAUUCACACCCAGCAACAUGAAACUGGUUUUACAGUGUCUAAUUUAUUAUCAUUUUUAAAUGAGUGAAGAAGACCACCAGAGAUCGGUCUCAUAUGUUAGCCUGUGCGUUUGGUGAGGCUCGUUUAGGAAGUAAGUGUCAAGGUGAGUCUUUUUAGACUUCGUUUUGAGACACUGUGAGAUCAUGAGCAAUUCAAACAUUUGUAUAACAGCACUUCUAAUCAGCCGUCAGCCAGAAGAUUCACAGCCUGCUUCAAUAAGCCACUCAGUU
Sinocyclocheilus grahami is the source of this 1976-nucleotide messenger RNA. It is a transcript of the gene klhl27, whose product is annotated as intracisternal A particle-promoted polypeptide. The record is from RefSeq and is a predicted model, not a curated record. The transcript is spliced from 9 exons. Bases 169 to 1698 code for a protein of 509 amino acids. NCBI's taxonomy places the organism in Eukaryota, Metazoa, Chordata, Actinopteri, Cypriniformes, Cyprinidae. Gene Ontology annotation, molecular function: actin binding.